UUUCUUGGAUUCCAAAUUUUUAUUUUUCUUCAAAAAUUGCUCAACAAAUAUACCUUCGUUUUCGUCAUUUGGUUCAGAGAUGGUUUAGGUCAAUACAAGGAUCGUUUGCCACCAUGACCGAACGUUUGAGUUACUGCUGUGGCAUUUGCACAGGUGUUUUUCGCAUCGGUUGUUACACGAUUUACAGAAAAAUAUGUUGUAAACCACCUCCACCGCCAAAGCCCGAGUUUGCUGUCAUCUGUAUUGGACUGACGAAAGCUGGGAAAAGCACUUUACUUGCCCUUCUGGCUGGAGAAAGUACAGAAGUUGAGCCAACUAAAGGAUUUAGUAUCAAAGCACUGCAGUUUUCUGACUGCAUCAUCAAUGUGAAGGAGAUUGGAGGUGCUGAUAAUGUCCGUCCAUACUGGCAUCAUUACUAUCACGGUGCCCAAGGUGUCAUAUUCGUACUUGAUAGCUCAAGUUCUGAUGAAGAUCUCCAGAAGGUUGAAUCAGAGCUGAGUAAUGCCUUGGUGAAUCCACAAUUGAGGAAUGUCCCAUGUCUGAUUCUGGCCACGUAUCAAGAUGUACCUGGAGCUAAAACUGGUGAACAGCUGACAGAUGUCCUGGAGCUGAAUAAGAACUGUGAUGGUCGGCAGUGGCAUCUGCAGAUGUGCAGCAAGGCUGACACCAAGAGUGUACGUGCAGGCUUCAUGCAGUUCAAUCAGCUGUUACUUGGACCAAGCCCUGACCGGGAGGCUGCAGGGGACUACAAUAGACUCUAGGCUUAGGUUAUGUAACCAUGCUGUAGUGUACAGCAGGGUAAAUCUAACAAAUCUGUGACUUGGAAAGAUUUCAACAGGGUCAGUUUGGACGUCAAGGUUAUUUCUAGAUGUUAUACAUGGUAGAUCAGGUUUUUCAUGCUCCAACUUCGUAUAUAAAAUAUCGCUUGAAAUAUCGAGAGGCGGAGUAUAUUGAAAAUCACUGGUUAUGUCAGGAUGAUGGUAGAUUAGAUAUGCAAAAUUGUUGUUCCUGUGCAACUGCUUUGCCUCCAUAUACAUGUACAGUGUACAUAUGGAGCAGUUAUCUGGACAAAAUUUAAAUAAACAAAAACUUUUUACAAUAUUCUAGAAAUCAUUCAGUUAUGUGGCAGUAAUUUUCAGAUUUAUUUAGUUGCAAACAUGUGUAGUUGUUGCUUGCAAUGCUUGCCAAGUCCAACAGUUCUUUGUCAGAUAUUGUAACAAGCACUUAAAGUGUUCAGGAAUUUGUCUCAAAGGUCAGGCUGCUGAAUUGCUCUUUCAAAGCAGUUAUCAAAACAAUACAAACUGCCAAAAUUAAGUUUAUGUUAUAUGGGCACAUGAUCUGUCACUUUAGUUUUAAAUCCUGCACUUUUUGCAUCAUUUGGAAAACUGAUGCUAGUUCUGUAUAUUGUCAAUAGAGAACACUACUCCCACCAAUUUGUUAUUGCCUGGGGCCCCUGUUAAUUCUUGAGUACAGGGCUACACAAAUGCUUGGUCCAGGCAUGGUCUUUAGAGUUAUUUAUUCCAGAUUAGGUGCAUUUUGUACCAGCCAUAACCAGUGUUAUUUUGGAUUUUAGAAGCAGUAUGUUUUUAAUGGAAAAAAAACUUGAACAGGACGAUGUGAAAAUCAAAUCAUAGCUUUCUGUAGAUAUUUUUAUAUUAUACUUCUGUAUAU
This is a messenger RNA of Lineus longissimus, 1671 nucleotides long. RefSeq names its product ADP-ribosylation factor-like protein 15. The transcript is spliced from 5 exons. The record is from RefSeq and is a predicted model, not a curated record. Bases 114 to 761 code for a protein of 215 amino acids. Lineage: Eukaryota; Metazoa; Nemertea; Pilidiophora; Heteronemertea; Lineidae. Gene Ontology annotation, molecular function: GTPase activity; GTP binding.